This is a messenger RNA of Brassica rapa (field mustard), 1964 nucleotides long. Its product is annotated as probable nucleolar protein 5-1. The record is from RefSeq and is a predicted model, not a curated record. Gene Ontology annotation, cellular component: small-subunit processome; box C/D methylation guide snoRNP complex. Lineage: Eukaryota; Viridiplantae; Streptophyta; Magnoliopsida; Brassicales; Brassicaceae. Gene Ontology annotation, molecular function: snoRNA binding.
CACUUCGCAACAAAACGCAGCGUUUUGAGGAACUCAUAGCCUUCUUCUUCAACAACUAUAUAAAAUCUAAUACCCUGUUAAACCCUAGCUACCUCACGGCUCCUGACCACUUUCUCUUGUCCGUCUCUCCAAUCCUUCAGCUGUUCGUAGAUCCUCCGAGGUGUUGACUUAAGCUUGUGAAGAUGCUUGUACUGUUUGAGACACCUGGCGGUUUCGCUCUGUUUAAAGUAUUAGAUGAAGGAAAGCUAUCAAACGUUGAGGAUUUGGGUAAUGUGUUUUCGUCUGCAGACGCAGCUCGAAAGAUGGUGAAGCUGAAAGCUUUUGACAAGUUUGACAACACCUCUGAAGCACUUGAAGCUGUGGCUAAGUUGCUGGAGGGAGCUCCCAGCAAGGGUCUCCGCAAGUUUCUGAAAGCUAACUGCGAAGGUGAAACCUUAGCUGUGGCUGAUUCGAAGCUUGGAAACAUUAUCAAGGAGAAACUGAAAAUAGACUGUGUCCACAACAAUGCGGUUAUGGAGCUGUUGCGUGGUGUGAGAAGCCAGCUUUCCGAACUUAUAUCUGGGUUAGGGGAUCAAGACUUGGCUCCAAUGAGCUUGGGGUUGUCUCACAGUCUUGCUAGAUAUAAACUAAAGUUCAGCUCUGACAAGGUUGAUACUAUGAUCAUCCAAGCUAUUGGUCUGCUUGACGAUCUUGACAAAGAGCUCAACACUUACGCUAUGAGGGUUCGUGAAUGGUACGGUUGGCAUUUUCCCGAGCUUGCUAAGAUCAUCUCGGACAAUAUCUUAUAUGCCAAGUCUGUUAAGUUAAUGGGGAAUCGGAUUAAUGCAGCCAAGCUAGACUUCUCUGAGAUAUUGGCUGAUGAAAUCGAAGCCGAACUAAAAGAAGCUUCUGUGAUAUCUAUGGGAACUGAAGUCAGUGACCUUGAUUUGAUGCACAUCAGGGAACUCUGCGACCAGGUUCUGUCUCUUGCCGAGUACAGAGCUCAGCUUUAUGACUACCUGAAGAGCAGAAUGAACACAAUCGCACCGAACCUGACUGCACUCGUCGGAGAGCUUGUCGGUGCUCGUCUAAUUUCUCACGGUGGUAGCUUGUUGAACCUCUCAAAGCAGCCUGGGAGCACGGUUCAGAUUCUUGGAGCUGAGAAAGCCCUCUUUAGAGCCCUCAAGACCAAACAUGCCACUCCGAAAUACGGUCUAAUCUACCAUGCUUCUUUGGUUGGCCAAGCGCCACCGAAGAGCAAGGGUAAAAUCUCACGGUCGCUAGCUGCUAAAGCCGCCCUUGCUAUCCGUUGUGAUGCUCUUGGUGAUGGUGAAGACAACACUAUGGGAGUGGAGAGCCGUUUGAAGGUUGAGGCACGGUUGAGAGCUCUGGAAGGAAAAGACUUAGGACGUCUGUCUGGCUCGGCUAAAGGCAAACCAAAGAUUGAAGUAUAUGACAAGGAUAAGAAAAAUGGAUCUGGAGGUCUUAUCACUCCUGCUAAGACUUACAACACUGCUGCAGACUCUCUUCUUGGACAAACUUCCACAGCUGAGAACGGUGUUAAAGAGAAGAAAGAUAAAAAGAAGAAGAAGAAGAAGGCUGCUGAUGCAGAGGAAGAAGAAGCCAAAACCGAGGAACCGUCUAAGAAGAAGUCGAAGAAGAAGAAAACAGAAGUAGAGCCUGAAGCCGAAGAGGAGGCCAAAGCAGAGGAACCGUCAAAGAAGAAGAAGAAGAGGAAACACGAGGAAGAAGAAGCAGAUCUGCCUGCCAAGAAGAAAGAAAAGAAGGAUAAGAAGAAAAAGAAGAGCGACGUCUGAAGUUAGAAGUUUUUUUUUUUUUUUGAAUGUGUACGCUUAUUAUCUUUAUAACGUUUUCUCAGGAACACAAACCCACAAAAUGUCCUGUUUUUGUUUUGCUCUUAAGAACUUGCUCAUGGUUUUGUAAGGGAAGGUAUCGUAUUGUGUUAGUCAUUUUCCUAGAAACUU